Messenger RNA from Acytostelium subglobosum LB1, 2727 nucleotides. RefSeq lists its product as hypothetical. Gene Ontology annotation, cellular component: membrane; cytoplasm. Gene Ontology annotation, molecular function: protein binding. The transcript has 5 exons. Gene Ontology annotation, biological process: endosomal vesicle fusion; vesicle-mediated transport; autophagy. The record is from RefSeq and is a predicted model, not a curated record. NCBI's taxonomy places the organism in Eukaryota, Evosea, Eumycetozoa, Acytosteliales, Acytosteliaceae. The annotation marks the transcript as partial.
AUAAUGAACCCGUUCGAACUGAUCCCUGUGAUCAAUAAUGUUCCCUGCAAGAUUGAAUCAAUCGAUAUCUGGGGAUCAAACAUAUAUAUAGGUACAAAUGAUGGUCAGAUACUGAUGUACAUCAUUGAGAAGGUGGAGAACACUGGAAAGAUAUCAUUCAAGUCAAGGAUGGAGAAGAAAAGGACACUAGGUCAUGGAAAGAAGCCUGUAGAGAAGAUACUACUAAUCGCUGAUAUAGGCAAACUGCUCACUCUCUGUGACGGUAACCUAGACGUCUUCAAUCUAUAUAACCUCGAACCAACCACCCCUAUUGGUCCAGCAGGCAAAGGCGUUACCACAUUCUGUAUCAAGAAGAACAGUCCUGACUAUAGACUCUGUGUCGUGUCAAAGAGGAAGAUAUCGCUGUUUGAGUAUGUCCGUGUGUUUGACUUGCACAAGGAGGUCAUCCUUCAAGACACACCUCUGGCUGCAGAGUGGUGCGGAAACACAAUCUGCCUGGGCUAUCGUAAGGAGUAUGCUGUGUUGGACAUCAACAAGGAAUCACAUCGAAUACUGUUCACAUUGGAUCGAACCAUGCCACGACCAAAGUUCAUUAUGGACUCUCAUGGAACACCUCUGUUCCUUCUGUCAACAGAUGACCUAGGCGUUCUAGUCGACAUGAACGGAGAACCUGUUCAAGGCUCGGUACAGUGGUCCUCAUCACCAUCUUUGCUCUCCUUCUGGACCCCCUAUCUGAUCUCACAGGUCAAUGGCACCAACUCAUCAAAGGUGUUGGAGAUACACGACAUUAUCAGCUAUCGACUGGUGCAAUCAGUCACACGACAUCUACACGCAUCACCGCCAAUGGUCUACACAGCAGUUGCAGAGGGCCGCUCCGAUGGUGGCGAUCUCCUAAUGCUAGCCAGCUCAUCACCACACUGUGUCUACUGUCUGAAUCUAAACAGCAUGGAUCAGCUCAUUCAGGCGAUGAUCUCCAAGGGUGAAUACGAGGAGGCAGUCCGAACCUUUGAAAUAUUCUUCAAGAAGGAGCAGACACUGAGCCAACAACAGGACGCCAACUACGACCCCGCAAUGGAGCGGGCCACACAUCAAGCCCGUCUUGCCAAGAUAUACGAACAGGCUGGACUGAACGAACUGCACCACUUUAAGUUCUCCACUGCCUUCAAGUACUUUGCACAGUCGCGCCUCGAUGCUCGAGCCCUGGUUGCUCUUUUCCCCUCACUGUUGCCCUACCAAACAAACUUCCGAUCGCCCCUGACUGAGAACCUGGCAGAGAUGAUCGCCUCAAGUCACAACACACCAGUGCGUCAGAUUGAAAUGAUGGACGAAGCCAAGCUCCAAUUGCUAGAGUGUCUGGAGAACCGAUUCCCACACAUCAAGGCGAUCGAGGAGCAAAAGGACAUUGCAUCAGUGCAGGUGAAACUCUAUGCAGAGUUCAAACAGCACAAGAAGCUCGAGUCAGUGCUCAGUCGUCCGGGCAUUGCUCUGUACCAACAGGACCUCGAAGAGUGGCUCACAAAUGAGCGUCUCUACUGUGCACUGGGACUUGUCUAUCAGUACACAGAGAAAUACCGCAAGGCCUUGGUGCUGUGGGCCAAACUGGACAGCGGGGAGAUGACCGAUCGACAUGAAUCAACCGGAUUGAAAGAGUCCAUCGAUCUAUUGUCAGCGACCAAUGGAAUAGAGCCCCCAAAGGAGUUGGUUUGGGAGUUCUCUGUCUACCUGCUAAAGACAUUAUCAAGACAUCUCCAAACCUUUUCAAACAACAACAACAACAACUCGAGACUCAAUCACAACAACACAAAGGAGCGACAACGUCUUUUGACAUUGCUAGAGUUCUCAAACUGCUACAAUGUUCCCACACUACUGGCACAGAUAAGGAACAGUCUACUGUAUGAAGAGUUGGUCAUACUGUACCUGAGGAGUGGAAAGUACGACAUGAUGUUUGACAUUAUAGUUUGGAAACUAAACGACUUUAAGAAGGCCGAACUCAUUUGUUCAACAUUCGAUCCUCAUCACAGUCUCUCAGUGGCCGCUGUCACCUCUGCCACUGCAUCACCAAUGUUGGCCAAAUCACCAUCCACUAGCUUGGACAUAUCAUCAAUCUCACCCGCUCUUCGUGGAGUCAAACCAUCAGUACAACAUUCGCCACACUUGUCAUCACUGGAUCCAGAGUCACCAGCCAAUGCAUCACCCAGCAGGAACAAUAAGGAGACUCUAUAUGAACCCAAGAGGAUGGAGCUAUUCCUAUGUCUACUCAAGACAUAUCUAAGAGCAUAUUCAUCAAACAACAACAACAGUAAUACUACAACAACACUACCAACUUAUGUAAUCGAAUUCCUUAACAACUACUACUUUGAGAUGGACCCAAUCAAGGUGUUGAAGUUGUUACCAUCAACAGUUCCAGUUCACACAAUAGAGAACUACCUGUCACAGUCGUUCACCUUUAGCAUCAGUAGCCAACGAGAGACAAUGAUCGUCAAGAACCUACACAAGUCAUUGCACAUGCACACCAAGUUUGAACAUCAGACUGUUUGCUCCAACAGUGUGGCCAUCAGUGGAGACAGUCGCUGUCCAGUAUGCAGUAAGCCCAUCGGAGACCGAGUGUUUGCCUACUUCCCCAACGGCAUCAUUGUACACUUCAAGUGCUUCCAGUCAAGCUAUAUCUGUCCAGUCACAGCACACAACUUUAAGACUGACCCGGCCAUUAAACCUGUAUCUGUUUGA